UUAUCCAGUAGGACCAUUUGAAAUGGUUUCUCAAUUCAUCAUGUUUUCUCCCGCUUCUCCUCUCUCCUUUCUCUCCCAAACAAUUAUUUCCCCAACCAAAAUUUACUCUCUUAAUCCCCAUAAAUGCUUGUCUCUCACUAAAACACCAAGAACUGUUAUUGAGCCCACAUUGAGUUUUCGACCCACCAAUACCAUCUAUUGCAACUGUCUCACUUCGCCCAUUAACCUUCUUUCAGAGAUUGAAACAGUUACAUUCUUUCAAGAAUUUGGAUUCAGUGAAAAAGAAACUGAAUUACUUUUUAAGCAGAACCCCACUCUAAGAUUAACAUCUUUUGAUAAUAUACGUGACCGCAUGCUUUCUAUGCAGUCUGUUGGACUCAAACGAAUUGCACUUUUUCGAGUGAUUAGUAAAUCCCCAAAUGUAUUAAUAGCGGAGGAAAUUGAUACAUUGAUAUGUUUUCUUCGUGACGAUUUGGGAGGAAAGAUUGAGCCACUGCAGAUUGAACGCCUUUUUGUUGGAGCAGAAACAAGAUUUCUGGUGGGGUUUGAUCAAAAAGUUCGACUUCUCGGGAUUCCUCAAGAACAGAUUGUUCACGUUCUCAACAAUGUUAAUUUAACUAAGGCCUUAUGUCUCAAGUCAAUUGAAGAAAUUGAAAGAACCAUUGCUUUCUUGAACCCCUUUGGUGGUUCUGAUCUAAUUGUGAAGCGUCCAAAACUUCUUAAUUAUGAUUUGGAUACUCAGCUGCUUCCAAGAAUUAAUUUCAUCAAUAAGCUUAGUCGCGGUGAUGUGGAUGCCACAGGUACUGUCUUGCAGAAAUUCCCUACAAUCUUGAGUUACAGUGUGAAGCAUGUAGAAAAUCAUGUGAAGUUGUUGAGGUCGUUUGGUGGACUAAAUGAUGAGGAAAUUUUCAAGAUUAUUCUUGUGUUCCCUGGUAUGAUUAGUGCUAGUAGAGAAAGGAAAUUACAUCCUAGAAUAGAGUUUCUCAAGCAAUGUGGCUUGGAUUCCAGUGAUCUUUUCAAGUUCUUGACAAAAGCCCCAUUGUUUCUAGCCCUAUCCUGCGAUAACCUUGCACAUAAGCUUGCGUUUUUGGUGAAGAUUGGGUACAAAUAUAGAACGAAGGAGUUAACCGCAGCAAUGGGAGCUGUGACCAGAACAAGCUGUGAAAACAUGCAAAAGGUGAUUGGAGUAUUCUUGAGUUAUGGGCUAUCUUUUGCUGACAUUCUUGCCAUGAGCAAGAAGCACCCUCAGAUACUGCAGUACAGUCAUAGUUCUUUAGAGGAGAAGAUGGAAUAUUUAAUAGAAGAAAUGGGUCGCGAAGUCGGAGAGCUAUUGGCCUUUCCUGCAUUUCUUGGUUACAAGCUUGAUGAAAGGAUUAAGCACCGGUAUGAAGUAAAAAGGAAGACUUUAGGUGAAGGAAUGUCAAUCAACAAGCUGUUAAGUGUUUCGGCAGAGAGAUUCAAGACCAAGGAGAGGAAAACUUAGAUUCAUAUUUGACAAAUUGAUGGCUGCACCAUUUUAUUCUUUAAGGCUCAUUUUAAUUUUUCACCUCAGGCAUUUUGGAUUCAUAACUAAAGUUAAUUCAGAUUGCAGCCUGGGAAAUAAGCCCUCCAAAUGAAAUGGUCACAGCCCAUUUUGGCAAGAUUGGAGCUUAUACUUGAGGAAUCGAGUCAAGUACAAGCUUGGGGUGAGCCUACUGAAGAUGGUUCAUAAUACAUCUAAAUCCAUUAGAGAACAUAAUAUUUCUUUCUUUGUUGUACUAGUGCUCCACAAUGUGUAUCUUUAAAACAAGGUAUGUUUGAGAUGUCAAAUAUAAUGUCCUCAAUUUUCUUCCUCUUUCUU
Messenger RNA from Pistacia vera, 1840 nucleotides. Its product is annotated as transcription termination factor MTERF8, chloroplastic-like. Gene Ontology annotation, molecular function: double-stranded DNA binding. The record is from RefSeq and is a predicted model, not a curated record. Bases 23 to 1483 code for a protein of 486 amino acids. Lineage: Eukaryota; Viridiplantae; Streptophyta; Magnoliopsida; Sapindales; Anacardiaceae. Gene Ontology annotation, biological process: regulation of DNA-templated transcription. The transcript has 2 exons.